Cuculus canorus (common cuckoo) is the source of this 3646-nucleotide messenger RNA. It is a transcript of the gene KLHL41, whose product is annotated as kelch like family member 41. The coding region runs from base 1078 to 2898 and encodes 606 amino acids. Gene Ontology annotation, molecular function: protein binding. The record is from RefSeq and is a predicted model, not a curated record. The transcript is spliced from 6 exons. Lineage: Eukaryota; Metazoa; Chordata; Aves; Cuculiformes; Cuculidae.
CAAAUUUAUUUUGGAUCUGUAUUACCACCUUUAAUCAAAAUCUAAAUGUUCCCAGUCUAAAUUGUGAAACCCUCACAUAUGCAUAAUUCAAGUUCACUUUUCAAACUGCUUGCCUGAUUUGGGGAUUUUUAGUUUAAAUUCUGAUUUUUUUUUUAGGUUUUUAAAAUUACGUAUCUGUAAAAUAAUAUGGUGGAUUAAAUGUCUCUCAUUCUCUGUUCUGUCUUUCCUGUGUACUGUUUUCAGUUUAGUUUAGCAGUUAACACCAUUCCUAGUACAGUUGAAGUUAAAAGGAUUGUUAGUGUCUACAGAUUAUCUGAAAUCCAGAAUAGUGUGGAUUAAGAGGGGUGGAGAUUUCAUUUUAAGUUAUUUUGGAAAGCAAAACUUUACCUAAGUAAUGUAUAUUUUAUGUCUAAACAGUAGGGGUUUGUUUACAAGUAAAUACAACCAAAUGGAUAUUAAGAAGCAGCUCAAAAUUACUUUGACAGUCUUCUUAUCAAUAUCUGAAGAAAUUGCAGAUGUGAUAUUGAUAUGUAAAAAAUAAUCUUAGAGGUUAUUAUAUUAGAGAUAAUGGAUGCAAAUUUCUGGGGUUUUUAAAUAUCUUUGACUGCAGCAAUGAGAUGUAUUAAGCCACUCUGAGUAAGUGAGCCGUAGUUGCAGCUGACAACUCAACUAAUAAUCUUUCUAUUUCAGAAUAUUUGGUAACAUGUAUUUACAAUUUUGCUCAUAGCUCUCUCUCUGAGGGCCAGAUUCUGCUGUCCUUACUCAUGUCAAAUACUUUAUUACGUUGAACGUAAUCUCAUUGAUUCAAUGUGGAGAAUGAUGGCAAAACCUGAUGACAGUGACUAAAAGCAACAGUUGCUUCUUUCAGUCUGACAGCUGCAAGAACAACUCUUUUUCCAGACCAUCCAUCCUAAAUUCCGACCUGUAAGAGUAUGUACCUAUAUUUAGCUAGCGAGAUUAAAUUGCAGAGGCUUCAGGCAGGGCAAAGCACAUUGGUCUGCCUUUUUUACAGGCAGACCUUUGGGCAGACAACAGCUAAAGCUUUCUGCUCCCUCCCCUUUCCCAAGUAUUUGCAAAAUGGAUUCCCAAAGGGAACUCACUGAAGAGCUCAGACUUUACCAAUCCACCCUUCUCCAGGAUGGCCUCAAGGAACUUCUCGAGGAGAAAAAGUUUGUAGAUUGCUCUCUAAAAGCUGGUGACAGAAGCCUGCCUUGCCACAGGUUGAUUCUGUCGGCAUGUAGCCCUUAUUUUCGUGAGUAUUUCUUAUCUGAGCAAAAUGAAGAGAAAAAGAAGGAGGUAGUUCUAGAUAAUGUUGACCCCAACAUCCUGGAUAUGAUUGUCAAAUACCUUUAUUCAGCAAGUAUUGAUCUUAACGAUUCCAACGUGCAGGACAUUUUUGCUUUGGCCAGUCGCUUUCAGAUCCCUUCUGUAUUCACUGUGUGCGUCUCUUACCUUCAGAAGAGGCUUGCUGUUGGUAACUGUCUGGCCAUCCUCCGGUUAGGUGUUCUGCUCGAUUGCCCAAGGCUUGCAUUUUCUGCCCGUGAUUUUGUUUCAGAUCAUUUUGUGCAGAUCUGCAAAGAAGAGGAUUUCAUGCAGCUUGCCCCGCAUGAACUUAUCUCAGUUAUUUCACCUGACAGCCUAAAUGUAGAAAAGGAAGAACUGGUAUUUGAAGCAGUAAUGAGAUGGGUCCGAACAGACAAAGAGAACAGAGUAAAGAGCCUGGGGGAAAUUUUUGACUGCAUACGUUUUCGUCUUAUGCCAGAAAAAUACUUCAAAGAACAUGUUGAGAAGGAUGAUAUAAUUAAAAGCAACUCAGACCUUCAGAAAAAAGUAAAGAUCAUUAAGGAUGCUUUUGCUGGGAAACUGCCUGACUCUAGCAAAAGUACAGAAAAGUCAACCAAAGGGGAGGUGAACGGCGAUGUAGGAGAUGAAGAUUUACUGCCUGGCUACCUAAAUGACCUUCCCAGGCAUGGCAUGUUUGUCAAAGACCUAAUUCUUCUGGUUAAUGACACUGCUGCAGUAGCUUAUGAUCCUCUUGAGAACGAGUGCUACCUAGCAGCCCUGGCAGAACAGAUUCCCAGAAAUCAUUCCAGUAUAGUCACCAAACAAAAUCAGGUCUACGUUGUUGGAGGACUGUAUGUGGAAGAGGAGAACAAGGAUCAGCCUUUCCAGUCAUACUUCUUCCAGCUGGACAGCAUUGCCGGCGAGUGGGUUGCCCUUCCUCCUCUGCCAUCAGCCAGGUGUCUCUUCGGGCUGGGAGAGUCGGAAAACAAGAUCUAUGUAAUUGCAGGCAAGGACCUUCGCACGGAGGAGUCUCUAGAUUCAGUAUUGUGCUACGAUCCUGUAGCAAUGAAAUGGGGCGAGAUCAAAAAACUACCUAUCAAAGUAUACGGCCACGCUACUAUCUCAAACAACGGAUUAAUAUAUUGUCUUGGCGGAAAAACAGAUGAUAAGAAGUGCACUAAUAGAUUAUUUGUGUACAAUCCCAAGAAAGGAGAUUGGAGAGACCUGGCUCCAAUGAAAGUGGCUCGCUCAAUGUUUGGAACGGCUGUCCAUAAGGGCAAGAUUGUCAUUGCAGGUGGUGUCACUGAAGAGGGCCUUACUGCAUCAGUUGAAGCUUUCGAUCUGACUACCAAUAAGUGGGAGGUUAUGCCUGAAUUUCCCCAAGAGAGAAGUUCCAUCAGUUUAGUCACCUUAAGCGGAGCCUUGUAUGCUAUUGGAGGCUUUGCAAUGAUACAGCUUGAAUCUAAAGAAUUUGCACCCAGUGAAGUCACUGACAUAUGGAAGUAUGAUGACGAAAAGAAGGAAUGGAUUGGCAUACUGAAAGAGAUCCGAUAUGCUACUGGAGCCUCCUGCCUGGCUACACGCUUAAACCUCUUCAAGUUAUCAAAACUGUAAACAAAAUGCUGGAAAAUGUGAUAUGGCGAGGGAGUUUUGACAGGCUCUUCUGGUUUUGUUGCAUGAAAAUGUCCCCACAUUGUACAGUUUUGUAGCAGCAUAUUAGUUACGCUGUUAACUGUUAAACAGUUCAUCCGUGUGUCCAAGUCUUAAGAUAUUUAGUAGCUAACCAACAACAACAGAAUUUUUGCCAGUGUUUAAAAUCCUGAAGAAUUCUAAUUAACAUCAGUUAGAAUAAAUGAAGAUUUCAGAGAGAACUCCCAUUUUCCGCUCUGUGAAAUUGCCAACAAAAGGAGUUGUACUUCCUUACGCUCAGACAGUCCAGGAUACUGGUGGCUUAUCCUCCAAUCAAUGCCCAUAAAUUGAUUGUUAAGUUAAAUACAAUUAGAAGGUGGGUAAUUUUAUUCUAACCGGCUGUUUGUAUGCCUGAUUCCUCCUUUAGCAGGGUAUGUAAAUCCCGCAUUCUUCAGUCGUAUCUUGAAAAUAUUUUCAUUAGAGCCUCGUAAAAAUAACUUAGCCUGGGCCUGGAGUCCAUAUUGAAAACCAACGUAGCCUAUGAAGUGCUGGGUUCGGGCAAAGCUGUUCUAGUAUCCAGACAUGAGGGAUGAGAGAAGUUCACAAGAUUAAUAUAGCUCUACUGUUUCACCUGAUACAUUUAGGCUUCUGGUAGAAAGGAUUUUCCACUUUUUUUAUGCUUUUAUAUUUAUUUCCAAAGCAAAUAUUUUAUGGAAGUUUUUCUCAGAGAUCU